Messenger RNA from Paramuricea clavata, 266 nucleotides. The record is from the annotation of a GenBank genome assembly. Lineage: Eukaryota; Metazoa; Cnidaria; Anthozoa; Malacalcyonacea; Plexauridae.
GCACAAACGAUAUAAACUAUCAAACUGCCCAAACGGUAGCAGAGGGAGUAUUAAAUCUAGGCAUACAAAUUACUCAAGACUCGCCUAGAACAGACAUAGUAAUCUCUGGGAUACUUCCAAGAACCAAUAAACCAAAUUUGAUGUCCAAAGUGAAUCAGGGAAACAGAUUAAUAAAAGCAUUUUGUAUUGAAAAGACUGGGCAUUCAUUCCUAGAUCAUUCUUUCAACUCAACUUGUCUGAACUCUCGAGGACUACAUUUAAAUUGA